This is a messenger RNA of Bombyx mandarina (wild silkworm), 1671 nucleotides long. RefSeq lists its product as uncharacterized. The record is from RefSeq and is a predicted model, not a curated record. NCBI's taxonomy places the organism in Eukaryota, Metazoa, Arthropoda, Insecta, Lepidoptera, Bombycidae.
AGUUCCUAUUGAGUGAAGUUAUCUCCUAAUUCGACCAAACAAACGAUUUUCGUUUGAAAUUCGUGUGAAGAGUGUUUUAAACUUUCGGUUUUCACCUGUGUUCCUAGACGUACGUGACUGACAUAAAUAAAAGAUUUUGAGAAGAUAUAUCGAGAAAAAGUAAGUAAAACAUUGUUUUUCUUUAUAUUGUUCAAUAUUAUAGUUGUAUCGAAUAAAAAUAUUACGAAUAAGUACUUAAAAACACCCGAUAAAUCGACGUAAACUUUAGCAUUGACCGUUAGCCCCAACAAGUGUUAAUUUUGAAAUACUCGUAUCUUAGUAUUAUUAUUUUACUAGAAACGUAUUUUAUAAGUACUUUUGAAGUUACUUUUAUGAAGAUUUUGAAGAAAUAUAACAUGAACAGCAAACACGCAGCAUUUCGUCUAAAUGCUUGUUGAGACUUGUACAAUCCGGUUUGAGCGCGGAUCCGCGUUCCGGCUUUUAUAAUUUUCAAAUACAGGAUGUAGUAAAAUUGUUUGAGGUCUGGAAUUCCGCACGGAGAUCCGCGAAUUAUUUUGAUCAGUAAGUAACUGAAAUAAUUGAGAGCUUACGAAAAUCAUCCAAAACCGUAAUAUGUACUAGGUAGGUAUAUAUUAUGAUUCUGGCUUGUUGGUCGAGUGGUGGUUGGUAAACUUGAAUCUAAACCGGAGGUCGUGGGUUCCAUUACCACCCAUUACAAGUCUUUGUGUGAUGAACAAAAUUAUUUGUUCUGUGUCUAUAAUGUGUAUGUAUUUAGAAAUAUAUAAGUAUAUCUUUCAGUUGUCUGGUCGCCGUAGUUUUUGCCUAGUUUGGGAUCAGGUGGCCGUGUGUGUGCUGCCCCAAGACGUUAUUUUAUUAUUAUUCUUAUAUACAUUAUAUAUAUUACGGUUUUUAAAGAUUUUCGUUAAAUACAAAUCGAGUCAGUGCUAUAUAUUGUUAUUUUUUUUCUUCUAGGUAUUUAUUUACUUUUCUAUAUAUAUUUUUAUCGAUUUGUUAUAGGUUAUAAACAAUGGUUGUUUUCUUAGACGUUGAUAACUAUUUAAACAAAGAAGAUUACCGUUUGUGCAUUUACGAUUUGAAAUGGCCAUGGAAGGAAACGCACUUCGUGAAAAUGAAUAUGGAAUCAAGAAAAAUGGAUCGUGGGUGUACAGAGACACCACCCCCACAUCCUGUCCCAGUAAUUAUGGCUUUGCCGGUGCAAUUAUCGCCGCAUGGAACUCUACGAGUUCCAUCGAACGAAUACGUUCUAGUACAUAGAACUGAUUCUGGAAAUAUUCAGGCUCUGCAAAGUUCAAUAAAUGAGAAGUUAGAGCCCAGAAGACUAGACUUUAAUGCAAAAGAGGAUUUACCUUCCACUGUGAUGUGUGAUGAUGAGUAUUUACCGUCUUCAUUAGCUGAGGCCUUAGCGGUAGAUUCUGGUAGCGAAAUUGAUGAAUGGGAAGACUAUGAUGAUAUCGAUCUACGUAGGAUUUUAGAGGCGGAGGAAGUCAAUAAGGAAGAAGAAAUAAUGCCAGAUGUUGAAUUGCUCCAUGAAAGGGUGCCGGAAAAUGUGUUAACUUCGUGCGAAGAUUUUGACAAGUUCACCGGUGUUGAAGAGUUUUAUGAAGAGCAAUCUGGCCCCACUAUUUAGGAAACUUCCCCCAUGAAUAUAUU